ACGAUGAUGUAACGAGUCUGCCUUGCUCCCGACUAUGGAGGGCGUGAAGAAAUGGCUCACGGAGCGAAAUUCAAAGAAGAAUGGAAUGUACGUGCAUUACAGUCCACCUAAAUUGGUCGGCGUGGUAUCUUCAGCUCAAUUACGCCAGUGGGCACGCGGUGGAGCUGACAGCAGGCUGGAACGAGCAGUCCUAGCUGGCCAGGGUCGGAGACUGCUGGCUGAGGCUGAAGGCCUGCCGCUGUCCAGCCACCUCCCGACCCUGGUGGCUAAGUGUGAUUCCCUCCAUGCUGCCGUGGAAAAGGGAUCGCUGCUUGAGCUCCAGGUAUUGAUGGUAAUAAAAAUACUGUUUGAAUAG
Molecule: messenger RNA, 355 nt
Organism: Helicoverpa armigera (cotton bollworm)
Lineage: Eukaryota; Metazoa; Arthropoda; Insecta; Lepidoptera; Noctuidae
Exons: 2
Coding region: 35-355 (106 amino acids)
Source: RefSeq, a predicted model, not a curated record